Molecule: messenger RNA, 1836 nt
Organism: Esox lucius (northern pike)
Lineage: Eukaryota; Metazoa; Chordata; Actinopteri; Esociformes; Esocidae
Gene: pdp2
Product: putative pyruvate dehydrogenase phosphatase isoenzyme 2
Exons: 10
Coding region: 240-1787 (515 amino acids)
Biological process (GO): protein dephosphorylation
Molecular function (GO): protein serine/threonine phosphatase activity; cation binding
Source: RefSeq, a predicted model, not a curated record
UCGAGCUACUCCCGUUUCAAACCUUCCAUCACUAGUAGAGGCGACACUGACUACUGAGCAAACUAUAGAGCCGUUAUUAUGAAUGCCAGUAGCUAACAAGACGGUUUAAUUCACAUUUCGUCAGUGUUGGUAGGUAUAACUUCUUAUUAGCUGACUAUUACAGACUUGAUCACCCUCUUCAGGUGUUGGUGUGAGGCCCAGCAGAGCCUCUCAUCCUCAACCACUAGGUCAGGACAAAGAUGUCUAGACAUGUGUGUGGCCUCCUACUGCGAACUGCCUGCAGCACCCAUUACCCUAUCUCUCCCCAGUGGCCCAAUCUGACCCAACGAGCCCGCCUCUCCUUGAACAGUUCUGGGUCUAGGUGUAAAUCUGGGGUCACCGUGCGUUUCCUCUCCACUCGAGAGGACCUGGACUUCCAGCUCAGCCGGACCCAGGUCAACAGCAUCCUGCGAGCCAACGAGCAGUCUGUGAGUGUCCCUGAGUUUGAUGGCCGUGGUCUAAGUACUGUGAGGAAGUUUGAGAGCAACCAGGUGGCAGCCAACACCCCCAAUGAGGACCGCCGCAGUGCUGCCACCUGCUUACAGACUAAGGGCAUGUUGUUCGGGGUGUUUGAUGGCCAUGGUGGCUGGGCAUGUGCUCAGGCGGUCAGUGAGCGCCUGCUUUACUACGUGGCAGUGGCCAUGUUGUCCCAGAGAGGGCUGGAGGAGCUGGAGCUGUGCAUGGAGCGGAGCCGACCCCUCCCACCAAUCCUACAGUGGUACAAAAGUCGUGGAGAUUACAGCUACAGUGAAUCAGCCUCACUCUAUGUAGAACACCUCCGUGUCUUCUGGCAGGAGCUGUUGGACAGUCAGGAGCACUGUGAAGGAAUGAGUCCUCCUGAUGCUCUGGAGUAUGCAUUUAAGCGCCUGGACACAGACAUUUCUCUGGAGGCCCAGGUUCCACACUCCAGCGGCCUUAUGAGGGGCACAGCUAUACAGGUGGCGUUCGCUGGUUCCACAGCCUGUGUGGCCCAUGUAGGCACUGAGGGGAUCUAUGUGGCGAAUGCAGGUGACUGCCGCGCAGUGCUGGGGGUGCAGGAGGAGGACGGGUCGUGGAGUGCCCUGCCCCUGUCCCAAGACCACACUGCCCAAAAUCAGGCUGAGCUGGAGAGGCUGCGAGCCCAGCACCCCCCGUCGGAGAGGGACACUGUGGUCAUGGAAGAUAGGCUGCUAGGGAUACUGAUGCCUCUGCGUUCAUUCGGAGACGUGAGAUUUAAGUGGAGCCGUGAGCUGCAGCAGAGUGUUCUGGAAAGCCUUGAGUCUGGAGUUGACCUGGACACACUUAACCUGUACCAAUACACCCCGCCCAACUAUCUGACCCCACCCUACCUGGACGUUGUGCCCCAGCUGACCUACCACAGGCUACGACCAAAGGACCGCUUCCUUCUCCUGGCUUCUGAUGGGCUGUGGGAUGAGAUGACAUCAGAGGAGGCGGUACGGCUGGUGGGAGAACAUCUCAGUGGGAUUCACUUUCAGGCUCCCAUCUCCCCCAGUGAGAGACAGUUUAACCUGGGCCAAAUGCAGGAGCUUCUGCUGAAGCGGCGUGCCCGCGCCAUGCCCAGCCUGGACCCCAAUGCUGCAACUCACCUCAUCAGACACGCCCUGGGCACCGGGGAUUACAGAGAGCUAUGCCAAGAGAGACUAUCAUCAAUGUUGGCUCUGCCUGAGGACCUGGCACGCAUGUACAGAGACGAUAUCACUGCUACUGUUGUGUACUUGAACUCUGACCUGGUCAGACAACACAGCUAAUACAGAUGGACCUACACAAAGAGACCAUAACCUCUGGGGUUUAUCUUAA